AUGUCCAGUCCUGAAACCGAUGAAGUCCUAUACGCAUAUAUUGAUGUGGCCCCUCAUGCUGUGAGCUUGGUGUUAAUACGGGAUGAAAAUGGCCUUCAAAAGCCAGUCUAUUACGUGAGCAACUCAUUGCAUGAAGCUGAGGUCAGAUACUUACCCUUGGAGAAAGCCAUACUAGCUGUGGUCCAUGCUACACAAAAGCUUCCCCAUUAUUUCCAAACCCACACAAUGGUUGUUUUAACCCAACUACCCUUGAAGUCCGUACUUCAGACUGCUGAUUACACUGGAAGGAUUGCCAUAUGGAGCACAAUUCUGGGAGCUUUUGACAUCAAGUACAUGCCUCGGACCUCCAUAAAAGACCAGGUCCUAGCUGACCUGGUGGCCAAAUUUACUGAACCACCAGUAGAAAUAGUAGCAGAGGAGCGAGACAUGGAUGGAAAAUCGAUUGGGGUAAUUUCUAUGCUAGGACCCCCAUGUUGGAAGGUGUACGUUGAUGGUGGAGCAAAUCAAAGGGGGUCCGAAGUGGGGCUAGUCCUAGUAUCUCCUAAGAAGACUAUCAUAGAGAAAUCCCUGAGACUUGGGUUCUCGGCCACGAAUAACAAAGCCGAGUAUGAGGCCUUAUUACAAGGAAUGGCCAUGGUGCAGAAAAUGGGAGGAAAAGCAUUAGAGAUAUUCUCGGACUCGAGAUUGGUAGUGGGCCAAGUAAAGGGAGAGUUAAAAGCUAGAGAUGCGAGGAUGCAAGAGUACUUAAGCCAGGUCAAAUGCUUGCAGUCAGACUUCAAUCUUUUCAGCUUGUCACACAUCUCUAAAAGUGGAAACACCCAUGCAGAUUCAUUGGCCACACUUGCUACCUCCUCAGCAGGGGGUCUACCUCGAAUUAUUCUUGUUGAGCAUCUGGAUAGAGAAAAUGAGGUUGCAAAAGGCAUGGUCCAUAUCCAUGAGGUUAGAGUGGGUCCUAGCUGGAUGGACCCUAUAGUGAGGUUCCUCAAAGAUGAUACCCUGCUCGAGGAGAAGUCAAAGGCUGAAAAAAUACGAAGAAACGCUCCUCGAUUCUGGUUGUCUGAGGACCACAAAUUGUAUAAACGCUCCUAUUUAGGGCCAUAUUUACUGUGUAUUCGCCCUGAAGCAUCAGAAUUACUACUUGAAGAGUUGUACAAAGGGAUCUGUGGGAGUCACACAGGAGGAAGAUCUUUGUCGCACCGAGCCAUUACCCAGGGAUAUUGGUGGCCGGGGAUGCAGAAGGAAGCCCUAGAAUAUGUUAAGAAAUGUGACCAAUGCCAAAGGUACUCAACUCUAGCUUAUCCUCAGGGAAAUGGACAAGUUGAGGCUGUCAACAAGGUCAUAGUCAAUGGGCUUAAGAAGAGACCGGAUGAUGCCAAAGGAAGAUAG
Quercus robur (English oak) is the source of this 1386-nucleotide messenger RNA. RefSeq lists its product as uncharacterized. The transcript is spliced from 2 exons. The record is from RefSeq and is a predicted model, not a curated record. Gene Ontology annotation, molecular function: nucleic acid binding; RNA-DNA hybrid ribonuclease activity. NCBI's taxonomy places the organism in Eukaryota, Viridiplantae, Streptophyta, Magnoliopsida, Fagales, Fagaceae. Bases 1 to 1386 code for a protein of 461 amino acids.